Frankliniella occidentalis (western flower thrips) is the source of this 1315-nucleotide messenger RNA. Its product is annotated as dual specificity protein phosphatase 3-like. Gene Ontology annotation, molecular function: protein tyrosine/serine/threonine phosphatase activity; MAP kinase phosphatase activity. The record is from RefSeq and is a predicted model, not a curated record. Gene Ontology annotation, cellular component: cytoplasm. The transcript is spliced from 4 exons. The coding region runs from base 530 to 1207 and encodes 225 amino acids. Lineage: Eukaryota; Metazoa; Arthropoda; Insecta; Thysanoptera; Thripidae. Gene Ontology annotation, biological process: negative regulation of MAPK cascade; protein dephosphorylation.
UGGCGAAUCCCUCGACCGCAUCGACCCCUCCUCGGCGGCCGUACUCCGUAAUGAGCGGGCGAGUUUCCGAAGGGGAUGGGUCGUCGUGCCGUGUCGCGCGCGCCGACAGGCAGCCUUACAAAAGGUCAGGUAGGGGUCCGCGCACCUCGCGCACCUGGCCGGGGAGGGGAUCGCGUCGUUGCGCGUAGGAUGGGCUGCCUACCGCGACGGGGCGUGGCCGACAAGGUGCAUUCUCCGACGCGAGUCGACUGGGUUGCCUACCCGACGGGCUGAGCGCACCCAACGUUGCAAUGCGCAAGAUAUUUUACAGGGGUAACUCUCCUUUUUGCUGUUCCCUCCUUCAGCGCUAUCGCUACAACAAUGGGACGCUAGCAGUUGUUUCAAUCACACUUCGCUCCAUUCGCAUUCUAGUUUUCGGCCCCGGGAUCAAAAUUUUCAAGUAUAUAAAAUAAAAAGCAACAGUUCGACCCUCGUCGGUGGAUCCCUUGUGUGUGUGCGAGAGGCAGAGGAGGACUUCCCUCGCUCCAGGAUGUCGUGGGGCCGGGAGGUGCGCGCCGAGGACCUCAUGGAGGUGCUGUUCACCGAGCUGCCAAGGCCGGCGCCCAUCCAGCUGCCGGGCUUCCAGAACUCGCCGCGCACCUGGAACCGCCGGAAGCUGGGCCUCGACUGCGACGAGGUCUACCCGGACAUCUUCGUCGGCGAUGCCGCCACGGUCCGCGACAAGCAGUACCUCAAGGAGAUCCGCAUCACGCACGUGCUGAACUGCGCCGAGGGCCGCCGCGCCGGCCACCUCAACGUCAACGGCUGGUACUUCCAGGACGCGGACAUCAAGUACCUGGGGCUGCCCCUCGAUGACAUGCCGUCCGCCAACAUUGAGGACUACUUCCAGUGCGCCGCGCACUUCAUCGACUGCGCCCUGUACCACGGAGGCCGCGUGUUCGUCAACUGCAUGAUGGGCGUCUCGCGGUCGGCCACCAUCGUCAUGGCCUUCCUGAUGCUGCGGCGCGGGCUGGGCGCCGUGGAGGCCGUGCGCACGGUGCGCCGGCGCCGCGACGUGUGGCCCAACGCGGGCUUCCUGCACAAGCUGGCCGAGCUGCACAACCGGCUGCGCCAGGCGCGCCAGCAGCAGCAGCGCUGCAACCAGCGCAGCUACUUCUACCUGCCGCUGCCGUACGCCUCCAUCGGCGCCCCCAUGGCACAGCCGUAGACGCCUCACGACGUCGUCGCCUCCCCCGUCGCGGAAAAUUUGGUGACAACUUUUCUAAAUUUUUAAAAAAGGUGAAAACACGCCAGGUAACAGAAGAAAAGUGUAAUA